CCUUUCCAGUAAGAACGGGCGAUUCGACUCGUCCGCGGCGCAUGCGAGCUCGCCCACGAAGUUGUUCGUUCUUCAGUGGUGUUCGAGAACUUGAUGUGAAAGCAUUAACAUUAGAUCACUAACAAAUCUCAGGUAUACACAUCGAAAUAGUGCCGAAUUUUCAACACACAUAAUAAUUAGAAAAUGAGUGAUACUAACCCCAGCACACAGAGUAUAGCGGACUAUUUAGCACAGCUACUAAAAGAUAAGAAGCAACUGGCAGCGUUCCCAAAUGUUUUCAUACACGUAGAACGACUUCUUGAUGAAGAAAUCGCCAAGGUCCGGUCGAGUCUGUUCCAGAUAAAUGGCACGAAGAAGGAACCUCUCGUGCUGCCCGAUGCUGAGGGGACUACCACAACACUCACAGAAAAAGUUUACGUGCCCGUCAAAGAGCAUCCAGAUUUCAACUUCGUGGGCCGUAUUCUGGGACCUCGGGGCAUGACAGCGAAGCAGCUAGAGACAGAAACUGGCUGCAAAAUCAUGGUCCGGGGGCGAGGCUCCAUGAGGGACAAGAAAAAGGAAGAGCUUAACAGAGGGAAGCCGAACUGGGAACACCUGAAUGACGAGCUGCAUGUCCUGAUCACAGUGGAGGACACGGAGAACAGAGCUACCAUGAAGAUGCAGCGAGCUGUUGACGAAGUCAAGAAACUUCUGAUUCCCGUGGCCGAUGGAGAAGACGAGCUUAAGAAGAGACAGCUGAUGGAGCUGGCCAUCAUAAACGGAACGUAUCGGGAUUCGAGCAUCAAAGCAGUGGCAACAGCAGCAGCUUGUGAUGAGGAGUGGCGACGGCUGACGGCAGCUGCGGCAGAGACGCAGCGACUGCUGUCUCCAGGGAUGCCGGGCUUGGCGACGCCGAUGCGUAACCCUGGCACACCUCUGGGCGCGCCACUGAUCCUGUCCCCCAGGCUCCCUGUACCCACAACAGCAGCUUCUCUUCUGAAUGGAUCAGGGCACCAAGGGCCACUUCUCUCACCCCACGACCCACAUGGGCUCAUCUACACGCCAUAUGCUGAUUAUGCCAACUAUGCAGCCCUGGCAGCAUCGCCACUUCUUACAGAUUACGCCGCGGCGGAACACUCGGAUAGUAGAUGUGAACAGAUGUGGUUACUGCUGUCCUGCGAUUCUAAUUAACGCUGUGAGAUGCAACCAUAAUCAAGAAUGAAACCAGCAGUUACUGCAGACCGUUGCUCCUAUCUAUCCGUUAACAUUUGUAAAGAUGAUAAGGGCAUUUAAUGUGCAUGGGCGAGAUACACGCAUACAAAUAUUUGUUGUAAAGCAGAUGAUGUGGCAUAGGUUGGAGGAUAAUAUUAAAAUGGAUCAUAGGGAAACAGGAUUGAAGGUCAUGUAUUUGAUUCAUCUCUCAGGAUGGAGACCAGUCUUGUUAAGACGGUAAUGAUCCGUCGGGUUCUCUAAAAGGCGAGGAAUUCCUUGACUCUCAAGAAGUUUGUUAAUGUGUAGUUAGUUAUUUAAAUUUUUGCAUAUUCGCUGUGUGUUCUGGUGAUUUGUUGGGUGUACAAAGAAGUUUAGAAGAAAAUAUAAAAACAGACUGAUUGACGUCACUGAAAGCAACGCUAAUGAAAUGGAAUAAUGGAAAUUUUGUAAUGUGUGACUGGUACAUAAUUAUCUCUGGAUUUGAAACUUACGAAACUGUUCGAACACUGAAAGUAAUUGGGCAGGGAUGCAAGAAAAAAUUUGGGACACGUUGCCUUAAAUUUUACGUCAGUAUCCGUGUUAGCCUUGAGAACAACGGUGUACUCGGGGUAUAACCGUAGGGUCCAGCGGAUGGAACGUAGGUUUUUGUUUUUGAAAUAUCAUCACUAUCUUAUCAUACAGCAUUCAGAAGAAAGUACCACAAUGGCUGCUUGACAUUUAGCAGAAAUUUAUCAUGUUUCAUGGUACUAGACUUCAUUAUAAUCAUUAUAGUGGCAAAAGCGCAGUAGUAGUUUCAUAAAGUUGUUUUAGAAACAUGCAAUUGAUGUAGGCAGAAGUAUUGUUGAUCGUAUAGUUUAUGGCUUAGUCUAGCGUACUUUAGCAUACUUUAUUUUCAAGUUUUACUAUCCAUUAGGUACUAAACCCAAAUAUUCAACAUUAUUAACUUAAAAAAGUUUUUGUCGUUGGAAUGAAACAGUCAGUUUCACUUCUACCAGAAGAUUUUUGUUUCAGGUUCUUUUUUAAUAUUGCCUAAAUCUCAGUCUUGAUCUUUCAAAUAGUUGCUUUCCAAAAUUUUCAUAGAAAUUAUGUGUGUGAGUUUUACUGCAUCCGAGAUCCAUAUUUAGUCCAUCGUAACCUCUUCAAACUAACAGAUAUAGCAAUAUUUUCGUAAGUUCUUGUUUUCCCCUCAUGGUAAUGAUUGUGUCUCGUAAGCACGCAAAACAGUGCACAGAUUAGAAUUUUCUAAUGAUAAUUGUGUAAUCCUCUUCUAGUCCACCAUCUCAUAGUUAGAUCUAGGAAAUUUAGCAAAAUUAUUUAAUCAUUAUUUCUGCCUGCAUAAUUAAAACGCAUCAGAUUUUCUGACAUAAUUCAGACUCCCUUUUUCAAAUGGUGUUUGAACAUUAUGUAUGCUUAAAUACUCUCUAAUGUGAACACAGUUUAUGUAAGCAGAAGUUUAUGGGUGUGGUCAGAAGUUGUACGGACGUGUGUCAAGAUCUCCGUUGGUCAUUCCAGAGCAGCGGUGGGUCACGGUUGGGGUGUGAACCACUGGUUGCAUGCGCGAUGGCCUGACCAACGGUAGCCCAUGCUUGUAAAUGCACGGCACGAAGGAGCGGCCCCACCGAGGUCUGCUGUCUGCCAGAUCGAACAUUGACCAACAAUAGCGAGAGUUUUAUUACGCUGCCCAAUUAUUGCUUGGCAAGUGCCUUCAGUAACAUUAUCGAAGUUGUAGAAGCAUAAAGAAAACAGCAUUUCCAGCUGUUAGCAAAAUGUUUAAUCACAUCCUUCUUGUAAAAUUAAAACAUUUGCCUAGGUAAUUAGUGUUAGAAUUUUGAUACUGUCUUAUUUACAAAUUAUUUAAUCUUAUUUAUUUCAUUUUCAAUGAAUGAAAUCUUAUUUCUUUUUAUGAUAUACCUUCUAAUACGUGAACAAUGAUUAUGAAAAAUUAUUAUUUGAAUGAUUUACUGGACCAGAAGUUGCAACUCUUUACAUCUCUCUCUCUCAUUCUCUCUCUCCCCCCCCCCCCCUUUUUCUUCCGCUUAGGAGUUUCCAUGACGUGUCUUGAUAGUAUUAUAAUUUUCAAUAUGCGUUAACUGCAUAGUCUGAUCGGAUCAGUGUUUCGGAAGGAUGUAAUUUUGCGUAAGAGUCAAAGUACAACUUAAAAAGGGGGAAGCAUGCCUCGGCUUUUCAGCAGUUUGCCUGCGCAGUGUUGGGCGGUAUAAUAUUCGUAUGAGAAAUUUGUUUCUGCAGAACUGUUCCAGGGUGAUGACUUUCUUUUAAGUGUGUGACAGUGCAGGUAACCACAAAGAAGAAAAUAAACUUUAAUAAUUAGUCCCGUGUUUUUUAUAUACAAUAUAAAUAUGUAUAUAAAUAUUAUAAACAUGUUAGUGAUAUGUAGGUGGAUCAUCCGAGUUAAGACUCGGGGAUUAGUGAUGUUUUGUUUUAAUUUUGUGAAGGAAUUUUUAUAUAUUGUAUAAUUGGCAUAUGUCUUAAUAUAGUAAAUGUGUGUUUUUUUCUUGGCGUGAUCAGUUCGUAGGUUGUUUUGAAUGAUUUACUGUGUGAAAGUUGAAUGAACGUGACAAUGUUUUAUUAAGAGUUUUCUAUUUAACUUUUUUUUUAUUGUAUUACAAUGAAGACUUUCAAACUGGUGAUGGGUGUUUAAAGUAUUUAUAUUACUGAAAGUAUUAGUAGCUGCUAUAGAGCCCAUUUUAAAUAAAUAUAAUGAAAGCUAUAUAAAAAUCAAAUGUUGGUGAUGGUUAAACAAUUUCCAUGUAUUUAUAUUAUAUUUUCAAUUUUUUUUUUAACAGAAUUAACAAAUAACAUCAGAAAACCAGUAUAACAAUGCCCUCUGUUAACGUCUCCAGUAAAACACAGUAACAAAUUCCUCGUGAAUUUUACGAGAAUUGAGUGCCUGACAAUUUAAUAACUAUCGAGCUUGAGGGACCAAACAUUUAUCUGAAAGAAUGAUCUAUUGCAAUCUUUUUUAUUAUUAUUGUUAUUAACUUCCCAACUUACCCGUUCAUAAUUCAGUAACUACUUUACCAGUAAGGUUAACAAAGGUAAAACAGCUGUUGGUACUGCUGUCUUCACAAUAAUAUUAAUACCGUAUUAAUAAACAGUAUGUUUGGUUGUGUGACUGAAUUGUAGCCAAAAUAGUGUUUAUGUAGUUAAUUUUAUUACAACGAGUAAGUUUUCAGUGUUUUGAGUUGUCAAAAUUGUAAGAGGAUGUAACGUGCCAAGCAUGUUGUGGUGUGCAACUGCGUGACACAAGGUGUAACGUGUCGCAUCACGUCUGAGGACGCGUCGUCUCUCUGAUUCAGUAGGCGUUAAGUACUAUCCUGUGAGGUCAAUACCACACAAUUGUUUGACAUGGUAAUAUGACAUUAGUGCCAUAAGAAAGUUUCUACCCAUGUUACGGUGCUCCAAGUUUUCUUAUUUAGCGAGUUUUUUUUAUCUGAGGAUGAAAUCCAGUAUUUAGAACAGUAAUUUUAAUGUGUAAAAUGUGUGGAAAGUUCUAUUAGUUUGAAACAAGGAAAACAAUUACAUUUAAUAAAUGCCUAUUUCAGCAAUACAAAUAAGGAAAUUUUACAUUAUAUUUCUUAAAAAUGGCAUUGCUGUUUAGUAAUUAAACUUUAUUGCAUAAAAAAUGUAACACAAUCCGUUUUGAAGAAAAUCGGCAGAAAGUUACGUAAAAUCUUGGUAUUUAACGUGUUAUCUAUUUUAAUAUUCUUUAAUUGUUUAAAAGACUAGCUUAUAUUGUUAUGAAGGACAGUUUUUUUUAAGAUUAGUCAUGUAUCUUUUGAGUCUCAGGUUUCUGCAUAUCCAUAAAAAUAAUUUUCUUUAGUUUCUUAAGCACUGGCUCAGAAGUGAAGCCCCUGUUCACAGGACUAAGCAUAAACCCAAAAUAACUUAAAAAAAAACCAUAUACAAUGUUUAGCAGGUUUUAGCAUAUAUCAGUUGUUGAUCUCAUUUGAGCUCCUUAAUGUUGUCAAAAAAAUUGUGGCAGUGAUAUUUGGGCAGAAAGAAAAUAAAACAUGCAAACUUUUGAAAUUAGAAAAAGAAACUUGAAGGAUAGUGAAUUCAUACAUUGAUAAAUUCUGGGAAAUCAGGUUUUCAGUUUCUUUAUUUUGUUAUAUAAGCUUAUUGGGACGGACAACGUACAUAAAGUGGAAACAUCUUAGGAUGCUGUAACACAGAGAAGUUGCUGAUGUAAUAAUAUGCAAGAAUUUAAUAAGGAAAUUAAACCUUUGUUUUUAUUACAAUUGGUUUCAAUUUAUUGAUGGUGAUGUUUUGGGUGGAAAUACUUAUUUUUUUGGAAUAUUCGUACACAUUUCUUGGUUUUUUGUGCAAGUUUGUAAAUGAAUAAUUAAUCUUUUAUCAAGUUGUUAGGACUGCAUUUAGCAGACCUUUUCAAUAAACAGCAGUGCCGUUUAGUGCAUGUGUUAAAUUGAGAAAUAUAGCCUCGGUUAAUGUCCCUUCGUUUGUUGAAGGAUGCAUGCAUUAUGUGACAACAGAAUUCUUUCCUGUUUAGUUACGACACUUGUACAAUGGUAUUUUAGGUACAUCACACGUCUUUACAUUGUAGUGAGUGUCCUGGGCUUGCAUCUACACAGUUUCAACUUGUAAUUUGUGCAUAGUAUGUUUCAGGUGCAGUUAAAAGUCUUUUACAGAAGCCAUUUAGAAUUAUUAAUAAUAAUUACUGUUCAAACUUUUAGUUAAUAAUUUUCCUUAUCUUUCAAUAAAAUUCUAGAGAGAUGAAAAGUUUGCCACAAAAAUUAAAUUGUUGUAAAAUUCAGAUGUAGAUUUUUAACGUACAUGUUCUGUUCUUUGUUUUUUUAUCUUUUAACAUUUGAAUACAUGUUCUUGCAGAUCACUGUUUCAGGAUUUUCCGCAAGAUAUAA
Molecule: messenger RNA, 6089 nt
Organism: Zootermopsis nevadensis
Lineage: Eukaryota; Metazoa; Arthropoda; Insecta; Blattodea; Termopsidae
Gene: how
Product: protein held out wings
Biological process (GO): regulation of mRNA splicing, via spliceosome
Cellular component (GO): nucleus
Molecular function (GO): mRNA binding
Source: RefSeq, a predicted model, not a curated record